UCUAACUUCUGACUGUCUCACAUGAUUCAAUGGUAUAAAGCAGGAUCAUUGUCUUCUUUACAUGUAAAAUGGCCGACUUGGUCACCAUCACCAAUCACAAUAUGGACUCUAUCAAGAGGAUAUCCGGUAUCAUCAUCAACUCCAUCGAGGAUGUCCUCGACAGGGUUAUCUUUGCUGGUCUGGAGGACAGUGUUCAUGCCCCAAAGGUAUCCCACCGUGAAUUCCCUCCCAGCCCAUCUCAGACCACCAAGAUGUCUUCCACUUCUCCUGAGCCCGAAAAAGAAUACCCCGUGGCCGAUGUAGACGAUGCCGCUGGCUUCAUGGCUGCUGCGCGUAAGCUCCAGGAAACCUUCCCGGCGUACACCUCAGCCGCGUCUACCAGACAGGAUACCAAGACUGAAUCCGUGUCCGACCUUGCUGGAGACGAUCAUGCCACCGCCGUGGCCGAAGCUACCACUUUUGAUGACCCUGCUGGAUCCAAUCAUGUUACUACUGCCAAUCCAGAAAUCACCACCCCCUUCAAUGAAUGGGGAAACGGCGUGGACUCGAAGGUCGACGACGAACUGACUGUCAACAACGCUGAUUCUGCGGCUGCAGCUCGCGAUGCAAUCUCCUUUGGUUCUCCCGCAACCAAAUCGCCUGCCUUCAAAGCUCCCGUGAGCAUCCCCGAAGGCCACGAGGAAGACCGUGAGCACCAGAUAACCUUCAAGACCUGGGGUCAGCCUGAAGAGCGCUCGAAGCCUGCGUCUCGCGUCCGCCGUGUGAUUCUCACCGGGCUUCCCUCCGCCUGGCGCAGCCCCAACAAGGUCCUCUCCUUGAUCCACGGAGGUGUCGUCGAGAGCGUGUACGUGACUCCAACCGGCAAGGCCCACAUUCUGUUCUGCGACCACGAAGCCUGCGACGCCUUCUACAAGAAAUACCCCAACGGAAUCGACCUGGAGAGCAAAUGUACCGCGUUUGUGGAAACCGGCCAUGAAGUCGACGUCGUCAGUUCCGCGCUGGCGUACAACCUCUCUGUGGGUUCCUCUCGCGUCGUCCGCGUCGUGGGAGCCAACAUGGACGUGACGAUGGAGCAGCUAUACAAUCUCGCAAAGACGGGCAAUCGCAAGGUGGAGAAGAUCAUUGACACCUACGUGCCGGAUACUCCUCGCACCGUGGUCUUCCGCUUCUGCAGUAUCGAAAACGCGGUGCAUUUCCACAAUAUGCUCGUCCGCGACGCCGACUGGGAGCACUGCAACAUCCAGUAUGGGACUGAUCCCUGCGAGCUUGCUACUGGCUACCACGUCGACUGAUCGCCGGUAUCUCACCACAAAAAGCACGUUGAAUGAACGAUAGUCGAGAACGUACGAGCAUUGUAUCUGGGGUGGUUGAUCAACACUGAAGUACAUUUGCCAGGGAAAUAAUCGGAAAAUCGG
Molecule: messenger RNA, 1415 nt
Organism: Aspergillus candidus
Lineage: Eukaryota; Fungi; Ascomycota; Eurotiomycetes; Eurotiales; Aspergillaceae
Exons: 7
Coding region: 69-1292 (407 amino acids)
Source: RefSeq, a predicted model, not a curated record